AUGUCUGUGACUUCAGCGAGCUCGUUCAUGUCGGACUACACACGAGUUGCCGAUCGCGAUUCAUCGGUCGACGACGAGAAGAGUCUGCACGCGCGCCUGAACACUGAUGUCGAGUCCGGUGACUCGAAAACGGGCGAGAAGAAGAGUUCGCGCUUCUCCAUUGACGGGCGUACGGUCUCGGAUGCCAUCAUUGGUCUCUCCGACGGCAUGACCGUGCCGUUCGCCCUCACAGCCGGGCUGUCUGCGCUAGGUGAUACGAAAGUGGUUGUCUUUGGCGGCAUGGCAGAACUGAUAGCCGGUGCUAUCUCGAUGGGCCUGGGUGGCUACUUGGGAGCUAAGAGCGAAGAGGAGUCCUACAAAGCGACCCUUAAAGAAACCAAAGAGCAGACGUUGACCGACCCCGCAUCGGUAAAGGGCACAAUUGCGGAGAUCUUCGAGCCGUACGAGCUCCCCUCCGAGCUGGUCUCCCAGUUGACCCACCACCUCUCCGCCUCCCCCGAGCUCCCCUCUUUCCUGAUGAACUUCCAUCACACCCUCCCUGAGCCAUCUGGUUCGCGCGCGGUAAUCUGCGCAAUCACAAUCGCGCUGGGAUAUUUCAUUGGCGGGUUUGUUCCCCUGCUUCCAUACUUCUUUGUCGGACCCACCGAUGCGUACCUUGCGCUGAAGUGGUCAAUUGCGACGAUGGCGGUCGCGCUGUUCAUUUUCGGCUAUGGCAAGACCUGUUUUGUAAGUGGCUGGAAGGGUCGGCGCAAUAUCCGCAAGGGCGUGGUUGGGGGUCUCCAAAUGGUUCUUGUGGGAGGGGUCGCGGCUGGUUCAGCAAUGGGUCUAGUUAAGGGAUUUCAACUGCUCGCUGGCAAUGAUCACGCGUAG
Penicillium chermesinum is the source of this 870-nucleotide messenger RNA. RefSeq names its product VIT1/CCC1 transporter family protein. NCBI's taxonomy places the organism in Eukaryota, Fungi, Ascomycota, Eurotiomycetes, Eurotiales, Aspergillaceae. Gene Ontology annotation, molecular function: manganese ion transmembrane transporter activity; iron ion transmembrane transporter activity. Gene Ontology annotation, biological process: intracellular manganese ion homeostasis. Bases 1 to 870 code for a protein of 289 amino acids. The record is from RefSeq and is a predicted model, not a curated record. The transcript is spliced from 2 exons. Gene Ontology annotation, cellular component: fungal-type vacuole membrane.